AUGUCGCGACAAUUCAUCUCCGUAAGUUAAACUUUAAUUUUCUUCUUCUUCUUGUAUGCUAUACAUUAAACGAACGUUUAACUUCAGGAUCAAGCCCGUAGAUUUCAAAGGAAGUUCCGCGAUUUCCGUCUGUUUGUAAACGAAAGGUGAGAAAAUGAUUUCUAAUUAUUUUUUUUGUUUUAUUAUUAAAUUUAUAUGCCUUAGGUACGGAGCCAUGGAUAGAGACUCGUUGGAUGUGGUGAACGACGCACUCUACCAGUACGUCGGGGAAAUCACUCGAUUGCUGCUGAACCCAUCAGGUAUGCAAAACCUCUAAGCUUUUUGCUUUUUUAUAACAACUUCAAAUACAAUAUUCUUAUUUGAUAAAUUUGAAACUUUUCCUGGAAUCAUAAAAAAGAUUUUGCAUUUAGUUCGUGGUCAUCAAGAUCCAUCGAUUGUUACUCCGGAAGUGCACUCUGUAUGUUUAUUUUUAUUAUUCUGUCAACUAUAAAUUAUAAUAUUGGACUAAUAUAUACGAAAAUGUAUACAUAAUCAUUUAAUAACUAAAUAUUGUGUUUAGCGCUCUUCAAAAGACGCAUACUUGAUGAGGCUUAGCAAACAAGUGGACGCUGCUUCUGUUCUCGCAGACGUCACUCAUCUGGGUAUUUUUAAAAUAUAUUUUUAGAAUGUUUUUUUAAAAUUUCUUAUUUUAAUUAAUGACUUGUAUUAAUUUUGUUAUAUAGGUCCUCAGGCAAACCGUGAGGAAGCUGCAGCGUUAUCGCGAAUUGAAGACGUGCUCGAUAUCCUGUAUGGAAUAAUUUCGCCAGACGCAUCUAGGCCUACCCCCUGA
Messenger RNA from Caenorhabditis sp. 36 PRJEB53466, 829 nucleotides. Lineage: Eukaryota; Metazoa; Nematoda; Chromadorea; Rhabditida; Rhabditidae. The record is from the annotation of a GenBank genome assembly.